Messenger RNA from Cercopithifilaria johnstoni, 786 nucleotides. Lineage: Eukaryota; Metazoa; Nematoda; Chromadorea; Rhabditida; Onchocercidae. The record is from the annotation of a GenBank genome assembly.
AUGGCUGUGAGGCAGCUGGAGGAUUUUCCCCGUAAUUCGGUUGGACUUUAUGAUGAAUUGAGCAGUGUCAUGCUGACUGAUAACCUUCAGCUUGUUCUACGACGUAUCGAAAGUGCAUCAAAAAAAGCAGAACAAAGUCCGUACUGGCGUGGACAAAAACCAUCGUUGAUUGCUGUUUCGAAGACUAAAUCCUCCUCGCUCAUCCAGUGUUGCUACGAUGCAGGACAAAUGAAAUUUGCCGAGAAUUAUAUUCAGGAACUUGUGGAUAAAGCGGAAGUGUUGAAAUCAAAGUGUCCAAAUAUACAGUGGCAUUUUAUCGGUACAAUUCAAUCAAACAAGAUUGCAAGACUUGCGGAAAUUGAUAACUUGAGUUGUGUGGAGACAAUUUGCAGCAAGAAACACUCCUCCAUAUUGGAUAAAGAGAUUGCAAAGCAUAAUCGGACACUGAAGGUUCUAGUACAAGUUAAUACGAGUAAAGAAAAGCAGAAAGGAGGGACAACGUCUGAAAUGGCAGUGGAAUUGGCUGAGUUUAUUCGGGUAAACUGUCCAUCACUGAAAUUUGGUGGUUUUAUGACAAUUGGUUCGUUUGCGCAUAGUGUAUCGGAAAUUCCCAACAAAGAUUUCAUGGAGCUUUUCAAAGUACGAAAAACGUUUUGUGAACUCACAAAUGAAAGUGAAGGAAGCUUUGAACUUUCAAUGGGAAUGUCUGACGAUUUUGAAGCAGCAAUAAUGUUGGGCAGCACAUCGGUACGUGUUGGUAGCGCCAUAUUUGGACCUCGUUACUGA